Molecule: messenger RNA, 566 nt
Organism: Aethalodelphis obliquidens (Pacific white-sided dolphin)
Lineage: Eukaryota; Metazoa; Chordata; Mammalia; Artiodactyla; Delphinidae
Gene: MICOS10
Product: mitochondrial contact site and cristae organizing system subunit 10
Exons: 4
Coding region: 90-326 (78 amino acids)
Cellular component (GO): MICOS complex; mitochondrion; mitochondrial inner membrane
Source: RefSeq, a predicted model, not a curated record
CUGGGAACGGAGGCGGCUCUCGCGAUAGUUGCCUGGGGUUUGAGCGCGGGGCCCGACGGUCCGGAAAGCUGGAACUGCGGGUGGGGAACAUGUCGGAUUCGGAGCUCGGCAGGAAGUGGGACCGGUGCUUGGCGGAUGCCGUCGUGAAGAUAGGUACUGGUUUUGGAUUAGGACUUGUUUUCUCACUUACCUUCUUUAAAAGAAGAAUGUGGCCAUUAGCCUUUGGCUCUGGAAUGGGCUUGGGAAUGGCCUACUCCAACUGUCAGCAUGAUUUCCAGGCUCCAUAUCUUCUACAUGGAAAAUAUGUCAAAGAGCAGGAGCAGUGACUCACGUCUGAGAACAUCCCGGUGGGAGGGAAAGAGAAAUCACGUUUAUUCCUCAGGAAUACUGAAGUGCCCUGGAGUAAGCUGACACUCUUCUGUAACAAUGUUAUCAGUAAUGCUUUAAACUCCAGCACACUGUUUAUGUAUUUGAAACCAAGUCUGUUUCUUGUUUUGUAUUUUCUCUCUGGAAAUUGCAAGGAGGUGGUCUUGAAAGAAAUAAAUGAAACAAAAAUAGGCAGCCCA